CGGCUCGCAGCCGGGUGCCUCCCGCGGGCGCAUCGGGCCGCCUGGCGGGCUGGCUGGCUGGGUGGCUACCCAGAGUGCAGCAGGCAGGCAGGCGGCGGCAGGAGGCGGCCGGCACCGAGCAGUCGGCGCUCUCCCGGCCCGCCGGCGCAGCGGGAGCCGGGCCCAGACGGCGGCGCGGCCCAGAAUGCGAGUGUGAGAUGCUUCUCCCGGCAGCGGCGCCCCGGGCCCAGGUGGCGGCGGCCCCCGCGUGGAUGCGGCUCUGGAGCCGGCGUUUCGCCCUCCACAAACAUUUCUAUAGGACUCAUUCGCCCUGCUGAGCGGAUCGGUCCGGUCCGGUCCGGCCCCGCCGCCCUCUCCCUCUCGCUGCCCUCCUCGCGCCGCGGAGCGGCUCCCUCAGAGACUGCCGGCCCGGCCCGGCCCGGCGGGCAUGGAGGCCCCCGGCGGCACCUCGCCGCUCAGCCCCGAGAUGGUGAGCCGCCUCCGCCAGGAGCAGGAGAAGGUGGUCACUAGCUGCCAAGAAAAAAUCCAGCACUGGAAGAAGGUAGAGAGUGAUUAUGAGGCUCUUCAGGAACGACUCCGUACGCUGCCCGAUAAACUGUCCUACGAUAUCAUGGUACCUUUUGGGCCUCUUGCCUUCAUGCCAGGAAAACUUGUCCACACCAAUGAGGUUACUGUUCUGCUUGGGGACAACUGGUUUUCAAAAUGCUCAGCAAAGCAAGCUGUUGAGCUAGUUGAGCACAGAAAAAAACAUGUAAGGAAAGCAAUGGAUGAUUUGGAAAAAGUCAUGAAGAAUUUUGAAUCACGAGUUGAAUUCACAGAAGAUUUGCAGAAAAUGAGUGAUGCUGCAGGUGAUUUUGUUGACAUAAGAGAAGAAAUUGAAGAUGAUAGUAUUGAAACAAAAGGAAAACACCGAACAGCUCACAAACCUCAUUCAAAGCCAAAAGUAUCAGACGUUUUUGAGAUAGAUUUUCUAGCAAAUGGAAGUGAUACAAAAUCAAUGGGACGGUUCCAGUCAGAGGAGGAACUUUGGGCUCGAUUAGAAGAGCUUGAGAGACAGGAAGAGAUUCUUGGUGAACUUGACAGGAUGCCUGAUACAGCUGAAGCCAAUGGAGGAGAUACAUCCUCCUCUGAAGAGGAGAAAGAAGAUAAGAGGACAGAUCUGAAUGGGACAUGUAGAGCAGAAGACUCUAUUACUCAGGGCAACUUCCAUAAAGAAGUAACAAAUUCAGGCUUGUUUCGUGGCCAAGUUAAUGGCUCUGCUUACUAUCACAGUGACGAUGAAGAUGACGUAGAUGUUGGAGAUAACUCUGUUCCAACUAUUUUUUUCUCUCACACUGUUGAACCUAAAAGGGUAAGAAUAAACACAGGAAAAAAUACUACUUUGAAAUUCAGUGAAAAGAAGGAAGAGGCCAAGCGUAAAAGGAAGAACAGCAACGGCAAUGGCCAUGCAACUCCAGAGCUGCCUAACAUCAAAACCCCAGCAGACAUUUACCGAGUCUUUGUUGAUGUUGUGAAUGGAGAAUAUGUCCCUCGUAAAUCAAUUUUGAAGUCUCGAAGCAGAGAGAACAGUGUUUGUAGCGAUACCAGUGAGAACAGUGCUGCUGAGUUUGAUGACAGACGAGGAGUUCAGAGGAGUAUUAGCUGUGAUGAAGCUACUCAGAGUGACAACAGCGAAGGCAUACUGGAGGAAGAGGAGGAGGAGGGACAGCAGCAGCUACCAAAAAAGCUUCCACCCUCUUCAGGGACAUCUGAGGCAUUUUCCGGAACUGUUAUAGAAAAGGAGCCUUUGUCUCCCUCCUUAAUACCACACCCAGUCAUCGCUCACCCAGUCCUGCCUACCAUUCUGGAGCGAAAAUCAGAGGAAAUUUUGUCUGAAGCAUCAGAAGAAACUACCAAGAGGAUCUCAAAAUUCAAAGCUGCCAGGAUGCAACAGACUAACUAGGUCCUGCCUAGCAAGCAGAAACUGGAGUGCUUAUGCCUAGGUUUUGUUGAAAUUCUCUAAAACUGUAUGCGCUACACCUAGCUAGUUAAAAGGGUGUCUUCUGUUAAUUUGGCAUUAGUUAUCUUUUAAACAUUUAUUGACAACAUUAAAAAAAAAAAGUUCAGUGUUUGAACACUUUAAGUAUUCAUCUUUUGUCGAUUUCCCUGUGUGCUGUCAGCACCUUUGUGUAUGUUUGCCUUAUGAUAGCAGCACUUGAGUUCUUUUUCAAAAACUGUUCCUUACAUACAUUGUUUUUGUGUUUAAGCCUAAAUACAGGCAGUUUCAUGCCAGCUGUGAUGUUCUACAUACCAUAUGGACCGUUUUAAGAAAACUUUUCACAUUUCAAAUAGAUUCACCAAUUAUAUCACAUUACUUGCUUUAGCAUUUUAAGACAUACUUGUAUUCGCAUUGUUGUAGGUUUUUGCAACUAGGUGUCUGGGUUUUUUCCUUCUUUCAAACCUCUCUGAUAUCUCACUGUACAGAUCUAUAAAAUGCUGGGUUCAUGUACAUUGCAGGGAAGUUUCUUUGAUGGAAAAGGGUAUUUUGUAAAAUUAAAUUUUCAGUAAAACUGUGAAAGUA
Molecule: messenger RNA, 2560 nt
Organism: Calypte anna (Anna's hummingbird)
Lineage: Eukaryota; Metazoa; Chordata; Aves; Apodiformes; Trochilidae
Gene: URI1
Product: URI1 prefoldin like chaperone
Exons: 11
Coding region: 428-1942 (504 amino acids)
Biological process (GO): negative regulation of transcription by RNA polymerase II; negative regulation of phosphatase activity
Molecular function (GO): chromatin binding; phosphatase inhibitor activity; transcription corepressor activity
Source: RefSeq, a predicted model, not a curated record